Gastrolobium bilobum is the source of this 3120-nucleotide messenger RNA. RefSeq names its product AUGMIN subunit 5. The record is from RefSeq and is a predicted model, not a curated record. Gene Ontology annotation, cellular component: spindle microtubule; HAUS complex. NCBI's taxonomy places the organism in Eukaryota, Viridiplantae, Streptophyta, Magnoliopsida, Fabales, Fabaceae. The transcript is spliced from 10 exons. Bases 195 to 2588 code for a protein of 797 amino acids. Gene Ontology annotation, biological process: spindle assembly.
UCUUUUUCUGAAUUGUAACAUAACGUAACAUUCCAAUCCUUGGAAGAGUUUUGGUUCACUUCACCAAACCACAGUGCUUCGAAUUCUCAGAUCCAACCAUAACAUAACUAACUCGACCGAGUCACCGAGUUGACUCAGCCAAUGCCAUCAUAGUCACAGUCACAGUCGGAGUCACCGCCAACUAGGGUCUCACGAUGCAAAACACGCCGUCAUCAUCGUCGAGCGCCACCGCAGAAGCCAUUCUGGAAUGGCUGCACAAGGAGAUGGGAUACCGGCCACUCGCCCACUACGCCGCCGGCAAGUCGCACUUGCCGUCGGUCGAGUCAAUCCGCAAGAUUUGCCGCGGGAACAUGAUUCCCGUCUGGAAUUUCCUCAUAACACGCGCCAAGUCCGAGAAGACGGUGCAGAACAUUCGCCGGAACAUCACCGUGCACGGCGGAGACGGCGACGGAGGUGUCGGUUCGGUGACCUCGGGGAAGGAGGAGGGGAGGGGGAAGGGCGGGAGGAAGAAGGAGAAGAUGUUGUCAGGAGAGGGUUCCGGUGCGGCGGAGACGAGGGAGAUUGCGUUGCAGGAGAGGGAUUUGGCGGCGAAGGAGGUGGAGAGGUUGAGGAAUGUUGUGAGGAGGCAGAGGAAGGAUUUGGGGGCUAGGAUGCUAGAGGUUUCCAGGGAGGAGGCUGAGAGAAAGAGAAUGCUUGAUGAACGAGCCAAUUACAGGCAUAAGCAAGUGAUAUUGGAGGCUUAUGAUCGGCAGUGCGAUGAAGCUGCAAAAAUAUUUGCUGAAUAUCAUAAACGUCUCUGUUAUUAUGUAAAUCAAGCAAGGGAUGCUCAAAGAUCGGGUGUGGACUCUUCCAUUGAAACAGUCAACAAUUUUAGUGCCAAAAGUGAGAAGGAAGCUGUUUAUUCUACAGUUAAGAGCAGUAAAUCUGCAGAUGACGUCAUUCUCAUUGAAACCACCAGGGAAAAGAAUAUUAGAAAGGCUUGUGAAUCUCUCGUAGCUUACAUGGUUGAAAAAAUACGGAGUUCUUUUCCUGCUUAUGAGGGAAGUGGCAUUCAUUUAAAUCUUCAGGCAGAAACAGCGAAGUUGGGGUUUGAUUUUGAUGGGCAAAUUCCAGAUGAGGUUAGAACUGUUAUUUUGAAUUGCCUAAAAAGUCCUCCCCAAUUGCUUCAGGCAAUUACUGCAUACACUAUUCGGCUGAAAAACCUAAUCUCCAGAGAAAUUGAAAAAAUUGAUGUUAGAGCUGAUGCAGAGACCUUGAGGUACAAAUAUGAAAAUAACAUAGUUAUGGAUGUUUCCUCUUCUGAUGGGAGCUCUCCUCUACAAUAUCAACUUUAUGGCAAUGGAAAGAUUGGGGUUGAUGUGCCUCCAGGAGGAAGUCAAAAUCAGCUUCUUGAAAGACAGAAAGCUCAUGUUCAGCAAUUUUUGGCUACUGAAGAUGCACUAAACAAGGCUGCAGAAGCAAGGGACUUGUGCGAAAAACUUAUGAAACGUCUGCAUGGUGGUGCUGAUGUGUCUUCGCGCUCCAUUGGUAUUGGAAGCACAUCCCAAAAUGUCGGAAGUCUUAGGCAACUCGAGCUAGAUGUUUGGGCCAAGGAAAGAGAAGUUGCUGGUUUAAAGGCAAGCUUAAAUACCUUAAUGUCUGAAAUACAACGCUUGAAUAAGUUGUGUGCUGAGAGGAAAGAAGCUGAAGAUUCUCUGAAAAAAAAGUGGAAAAAGAUUGAAGAGUUUGAUGCUCGUAGAUCAGAACUUGAGGCCAUAUAUACAGCACUCCUUAAAGCAAAUAUGGAUGCUGCUUCUUUUUGGAGUCAGCAACCAUUAACUGCAAGGGAGUAUGCUUCAAGCACUAUAAUUCCAGCAUGUGCUGUUGUCGUUGAGGCUUCAAAUAGCGCAAAGGAUUUUAUUGAGAAAGAAGUGUCUACCUUUUAUCGGAGUCCAGAUAAUAGCCUCUACAUGCUUCCUUCUUCCCCACAGGCACUGCUUGAGGCCAUGGGCGCCAGUGGAUCACCUGGACAGGAAGCAAUUGCAAAUGCAGAAAUAAAUGCAGCUAUUUUGACAGCAAAAGCUGGUGCACGGGAUCCGUCAGCAAUUCCAUCAAUAUGUCGUGUUUCAGCUGCACUUCAGUAUCCUUCUGGCUUGGAGGGUUCAGAUGCUGGUCUAGCAUCCGUGCUGGAGUCCCUGGAGUUUUGUUUGAAACUUCGUGGUUCUGAAGCUAGUGUGUUGGAAGAUUUAUUAAAGGCUAUCAAUCUUGUCCAUAUUAGACGGGAUCUUGUUCAAAGUGGCCAUGCCUUGUUGAGCCAUGCCUACUGUGUUCAACAGGAAUAUGAAAGGACGACAAGUUUUUCUUUGAAUUUGGCUAUGGAACAAGAGAAAAUUGUCAUGGAAAAAUGGUUGCCUGAGCUUAAGACAGCUGUUUUGAAUGCUCAGCAGAGCUUGGAAGAUUGCAAAUAUGUCAGGGGAUUGCUUGAUGAGUGGUGGGAGCAACCAGCAUCGACAGUUGUUGACUGGGUAACAGUGGAUGGGCAAAAUGUAGCUGCCUGGCAUAAUCAUGUGAAGCAGCUUCUUGCGUUUUAUGAUAAGGAGCUAUUGUGAAUAGAAUUAUUGAGCACCUGGAGUGAAUUUUUUAUUUUUUUUCCCCCUGAAGUCUCAUUUGCCUAAACAUUUCCCACCUCGCUGCCAACAUCAAAGACUUUUUAUUCUGCAGCCAGCGGCUACUUCAAGCACUGAGGUUGACUGGGAAUGUCUUUUGUGGUAAGUUUUUCUUUUGGGAUGCAAAUGUGGCAGCUGGUGUCUUUAUUGAUAGACGAAGACCUUAAGAACAAGAAAGAAACCUCUCCUCUACUUGAUUUUUACAGCCCCCAACCCCGCCUGUAUCUCUUCAGAAGUAUGAUAUGUAUGACAUGUCAUUUUAGAAUUUAGGUGGUGGGUCGGAUUGUUGUUUUUUACUGGAUGUGAUUAAUGGGAUUGAAUCUUCAAAUUGUAGAGUUUUGUAAUUUGAUUUAUUGUCUGGUAGCUAAUUGAAGCUGAAGGCCUUUUCAGCUUCAUUUUACUGCCGUCUGAUUUGAAUUGGGGUAUACACUUAGAGCCCUUAAAAAAGUAGAAUUUGCUGAGGUGAUGCGAGUGU